This is a messenger RNA of Prorocentrum cordatum, 2083 nucleotides long. The record is from the annotation of a GenBank genome assembly. Lineage: Eukaryota; Dinophyceae; Prorocentrales; Prorocentraceae.
GGGAAGGCCUCCUCGCGGAAGGGCGGCGCCAGCGCGCCAGGCAGGCGGUAGGCGGCGUCGCUGCCGCCGCCGCCGCGCGCGAGAUGGUGCCCCAGGCGUGGCCGCAGCAGCGCGCCUUGCCCGCCAGGAAGGUCUCGGAGGUGGUCAGCUGGGCCGGCGUCCAGGUGUCCGGCGUCGGCAUCCGCUACCACGGCGCCGGCGCGGCAGCCCCGCCGCCGGGGGCGCUCGCGCCGCUCCCGGCGGUGCAGGGCCCCGAGCCCGCGCCCCGCGAGGCGGGCGAGGGCUCGGACUGGUCGGAGGGCGAGGGCGACAUACCGAACGAGUUCGACGUCGACCUCAGCUCGGACAUCGGGAGGCAGGAGCCAAACGUGCGCCCGCUGCAGCCGAUUCGGUCGCUGGCCAGCGAGCACAGGCACAACGCCAACCUGGUCAGGCAGUUCGAGGAGCUGUCUAGGUCUUUUACGGCCUGGCGGCCCGUCCGCGGCGACGGCAACUGCUACUAUCGUGCGGUGCUGUUUGCAUGGAUCGAGCGCUGCGUGGCGGUGGGCAAUCUGGAAAGCCUUCGCAGGUUCAGUUCCGACCUGAAGCCGCACCGGCAGAACCCAGUGCUAGCAAGGUUUGCACGCACGUGCAACCGGCUCCUGCGGGGCUGGAUCGGCAAGCGAAGCCAGUGCACAGGCGAGGCUGCGUUGCGAGAUCUCUUGAUGGAAAUCGGUGACGACUUCAACCGACCAGACACGGACCGCGCCUUCAUAUUCUGUUUGCGGUACCUGGUUGCCGACUACCUGCGCGCCCACGCGCACGAGCAGCUGGAGCCCACGGGGUCCAACAUGGACCUGAACAGCACGAGCAGCGCCCUCACGUACGAGACGUGGGCGCAAGCGAUGGGCGCGAAGAACAUAGAGGAGUACUGCGAGCGGGACGUCUGCGUCAUGAACAAGGAUGCGGCGGAUCAUGUCCAGCACGUGUGCCCGAGGGUGCUGCGCACCAUCGUCCGCAUCUGCAUGGUCGACCGCGAGAGCGCGCAGUUCCAGGCCAUCGACCACGGCACUCUGCGGAUGCAGGCGGGCAGGUCCGUGAGGUCGGCCAUGGAGUUGGCGAGCGUGGGGGCACAGCGAGGGCCUGAGAUCUACCUGCUCCUGAAGCCGGGCCACUACGACAUCCUCAUACCGCAGGCCGACAUCGUGGGCAGGCUGCUGGAUCCCGAGAGGCUGUCCGGCGCGGCGCGGGCUCCGGGCGAGCGUCACGGGGCCGCGCCCGAGCUGCCUGCGGACGCCGCCUGGCUGCGGAGGCACAGCGACCAGAGGUGGCGCGCACUCCUGCAGCUGACGGGCGAGCUGAUGGAGGCCUUCAAGUCGGUGACCCGCUGCUUGGAGGACAAGCUGGUCGAGGAGAUGCAGUGCAAGCGCAAGCGUGUGGGCAGCACCGACGAGGCCUUGUUCGAGGCCCAGCUCAGCAGCGUGGUCGACCCCGUCCGCAGCCUGCUCGGGAAGCUGCAGUGCUUCCCCGAGGACAGCCCCUUCAGCCAGGACCGGGAGCCCCCGCGCAGCGUGCCCUCUGCGCAGCUGCUGCUGCUGCCGCAGCUGACGAGCCUCCUGGCGGCGCAGGGCGCGCCGCCGCCCCUCCCGCAGGCGGCCUUCGCGCCCGCGGCGCGGGCCGCCGCAGCAGCCGUGGCAGCUCCCGCGCCGGCGCCGGCGGUGCCCGCAGCUCCGGCGCCGGCUGGCGCGGCCGCCUCCCUGCACAAGGCGGUGGCGCAGUGCGGCUGCGGCUACCACCUCGAGUGCCUGCGGGAGUACGCCGAGAUGGAGCACAAGCCGCCGCAGGACAUCUGCUGCCACCUCCACGACCGGCCCCUCGGCGGCGCCUUCGUGGCGCAGCACCUGCCCGGCUUCUCGCCGCCGCGGGGCGCGGUGGCGCGCGGCGGCGCCGCGGGCGCCGCGGGGGCGCUCCAGGAGGGCGCCUUCGGCCCCGCGGCCCAGCAGCAGCCGAGGCAGCAGCACUUGGCGCAGCCGCCGUACCAGGCGUUGCCGGCCGAGGCCGUCGGGCAGCUGGACGCGCUGGCGCGGGGGCAGCUGGAGCACCG